UGGCUACAAAUCACAAUUGAGAUGACAUCAUUUUACUUUCACAUAUUCUCUCUUUAACUCCUCUCACUAUCUUCUUCUUUCUAAAAGCUACUUUUUCUGUUGCAAUACAUAUAUAUUUUUCAAAAAUGAAGAUGAAAGAAAUACCAACUCUUCCUCAAGACAUCAUCAUUGAAAUUCUCAUCAGGUUACCUCUCAAAACUCUCUUGAAAUUCAGGUCUGUUUCCAAAUCAUGGCUUUAUUUACUCUCAGAUGCACAAUUCCAUAAAACCCAUAUCAGUUUUUCUACGAACAAUCCCAAAUUUACCGACUACACCCUUGCUGCUAUACCCACUCUUUCUGGUUUGGGCAAAAUUUGUCAUGUCUACACUAUAAGCUCUGAAAAUUCAUCUGUUAUUGUGUCUAAACAUGGGUGUCCUUCUAAGACUCUGUCUCUCUCGGCUUGGAUUUUGGGGUCUUGUAAUGGGUUAAUUUGCUUAACUUCUGAUUCCUUUAAUUUAAUGUUAUUGAACCCGUGUACUGGAAAGUUUAGUUUAUUUCCUGAUUUGAUGAUUGAGUAUGAAGUUGGUGAUGGUGGUGUGCAUAUUCGAUAUGGGUUUGGUUAUGACGCAUCUACGGAUGAUUAUAAGGUUGUUAAGAUGUUUAGUUUUCCUCGAAUCGAUAAUGAGGGAAGACAUGUUAAUAUGGUUAGUGUUUAUAGCUUAAAGGGUAGUUCUUGGUCAAGUAUUCAGGGUUUUGAUAGUGGUCAUGUAAAUGGAAAUGUUGCUGUGUUUGCCAAUGGGGUUCUUCAUUGGGAAGGAUGUUAUGAUUAUGUUUCGGGUGGUGUUUCGUCGGAGAUUGUUACGUUGGAUUUGGCUAAAGAGAGAUAUGGGAGGAUAGCUCUGCCUAGGUAUGAAGGUGGAGGUAUUCAUUGGACAUUAGGUGAAUCGAGAGGGCGUUUAGUUGCUUGUUGCAAUUAUGAAUCAGAUAAGGCAGAUAUGUGGGUGUUGAAGGAAUAUGGUGUAGAGAAAACAUGGACUAAAGUGGUUACCAUUUCAUCACCGGAUGAUCGUAGAGUUAGUAUCUCGCCGUUGUUUGUGGCAGAGAAUGGUGAUGAGGUUCUGGUGAAGCUUGGCACAGAGGUGACACUGUACAAUUCAAGGAAUGCAUCAUUCAAGCGAAUUGCCGAUUAUGUGUCUAUGGAUGAUUUUCUUCAAGUUCAAGUGACUACCUACUUAGAGAGCCUUGCUUCACCUCAUAUUUAGUGACCUGAUGGUAAAUGAUCUCCCUGAUUGCCAGGUGCUCUGUUUUCGAAUUUGUUGAUAAUUUGUGUCAUGUCAUUGCCUUUUUGUAUAUUUUCAUAUCUUGUACAGGUGCUAUAAAUAUCAUGUUCAAUUGGAGUUCUAUGUUUGUAUACAACUCAUAUCUUGCAUCAUGUUGUUACGCAAUCCUUGAAUCCACUAAAGAUCAUCAAUGUCGAAUAGACGAGAUUUGAGUGAUGAA
Solanum lycopersicum (tomato) is the source of this 1479-nucleotide messenger RNA. RefSeq names its product F-box/kelch-repeat protein At3g23880. NCBI's taxonomy places the organism in Eukaryota, Viridiplantae, Streptophyta, Magnoliopsida, Solanales, Solanaceae. The record is from RefSeq and is a predicted model, not a curated record. Gene Ontology annotation, molecular function: protein binding.